CCCCGGGAGGUUUCUGGCGGCGCCGGCGCCAUUUUGCCUGAGCGUGCGAGCUAGUGGGAGUGGAGCGCACCGGCCGUUGUAGCCGUCGCCUUCCUCCUCCCCACAGCCCAGACAGCGGGGUGACUAGGCCGUCGGCCCUCGAGCCGAGACUUAGAUCUCGUUUUAGUUCUCGGGAGCGCCUGGCCGACAUGAGCGAUGUCGAGGAGAACAACUUCGAGGGCAGACUUCCCAUCUCUGCUCCGAGGUGCGGGUCCCCGGCGCGCUGGGGCAGGAGGCGGCGGGGCGCUCCCUCCGGCCGGAUAGUGGAGUCUCGCUCUCAAUCAAAAUCUCCAACGGGAACUCCUGCUCGAGUAAAAUCAGAGAGCAGGUCAGGAUCUCGUAGUCCAUCAAGGGUUUCCAAACAUUCUGAAUCCCAUUCUCGGUCAAGAUCAAAAUCCAGGUCAAGGUCAAGGAGGCAUUCUCAUAGACGCUACACUCGCUCCAGGUCCCACUCUCACAGGAGACGAUCUCGAAGUAGAUCCUACACACCAGAGUAUCGGCGGCGGAGGAGCCGGAGUCACUCUCCAAUGUCUAACCGUAGAAGACACACUGGCAGCAGGGCAAAUCCAGAUCCUAAUACUUGCUUGGGAGUAUUUGGCCUCAGUUUGUACACAACCGAGAGAGAUCUUCGUGAAGUAUUUUCUCGAUAUGGACCAUUGAGUGGUGUCAAUGUGGUUUAUGAUCAGCGAACUGGGAGGUCACGUGGAUUUGCUUUUGUGUAUUUUGAGAGGAUAGAUGACUCUAAGGAGGCCAUGGAAAGGGCAAAUGGGAUGGAGCUGGAUGGUAGAAGAAUUCGUGUGGAUUAUUCUAUCACCAAGAGAGCGCACACACCUACCCCAGGCAUUUACAUGGGCAGACCAACUCAUAGCGGUGGUGGCGGCGGCGGCGGAGGAGGUGGCGGUGGCGGGGGAGGUGGUGGUAGACGGCGAGAUUCUUACUAUGAUAGAGGAUACGAUCGAGGCUAUGAUCGAUAUGAAGAUUAUGAUUACCGCUACAGAAGGAGGUCGCCUUCUCCUUACUAUAGUCGCUACAGGUCUCGGUCAAGAUCUCGUUCCUAUAGCCCAAGACGCUAUUGAUAAUGGAGUGAUUGUGCCCAAGGACUUUUCCUUUUUUCUGUCUUUUUUUUUUUUUUCUUUUUGAUUCUGGAUUUCCAAUGCUUCCUAGAAAAAAAAAAAAAAUCCCUGGUUUAUUUAAUCUAUGUGUGGCCAGUUGUGUUGCUGUUUUCCACCCUUUGUUAAACUCUUAAGGUGUCAUUGUUUUGUGUAGUUAACAACAGUGAAAAGGAACGCAGUAUUAUAAGCCUUGCGUUCUUUGCCUUUACAAAAGAUUAACUCCUUACUAUUAGGAAAGACGGUCUUUUGAAAGCUUGUGGCAGAUGUAGACAGAUUAGAAAUCUGGUAUUACAAACUGCUUUCUAACCUUUUGGGAAGAUAAAUAACACUUUAAGUAGCUCAGUCAUGUUGGGUGUGUCUGGAGUGGCAUGGAGCAGUCCAGUAGUUGAGUGUAGACAGUUGGAUGCUGUAGGAGGAAAUAUGGGAUUUUUUUUUUCAGAAUGUAACUUUGAACCUAAAAAUUAAGUCACCUUUUAGAAAUUAAAAAGCUUGUAAUUUCUAUAAGACAUGUUGUAUUUGAAGUUACAUGUUAAACCUUAUAAACUUAAAGUGUGAUUUUUUUUUUUUAAUGUUAAAUUUACGGAAAGUUAAGUAUUCCCUUAAUCACUGAAGGACAUUUAUUUAUUUCCUAGAACAAUUGUAUAACUCGCUGUUAGAAAUUUUGGUAUUGAGACAUCGGUUGUGUGGGUUAUUGUAUAGUAUAGAAUCCUAAAAUGUGGGGAAGAAUAAUUUCAAAUAAAAGUUAAUUUCAAAAUGA
Messenger RNA from Psammomys obesus (fat sand rat), 1908 nucleotides. RefSeq names its product transformer 2 alpha homolog (gene Tra2a). Bases 189 to 1115 code for a protein of 308 amino acids. Gene Ontology annotation, molecular function: RNA binding. NCBI's taxonomy places the organism in Eukaryota, Metazoa, Chordata, Mammalia, Rodentia, Muridae. The record is from RefSeq and is a predicted model, not a curated record. Gene Ontology annotation, cellular component: spliceosomal complex. The transcript is spliced from 9 exons. Gene Ontology annotation, biological process: positive regulation of mRNA splicing, via spliceosome.